AUGGUUAUGAUUGAUUAUGCUGAACAUUUUUGGGUAUGUUAUGAUAAAUUCGAUUUAUUCUCUUUUUUAGGGUGAUCGCCACAUUGGGUUCCAUGUUCUUUAUGAGAAUAUAAAGAGAGGAGAGGAUAAUGUACAAGAUCUGAGCAUUUUUGUGAAGGAGAGGAUCUCUUUGGAAGAGGAAACGCUAAAAUUUCUAAACAAAUACCUUAACCGGGUAGGGAACGUAUUUUUGAUGAACUUUUUUUAUAAAUUUUUAUAUUCUACAUUUUUUCUUUUCAAUUGAUACCUAAAACAUUUAGGUCAACGGUUUUAUCGCUGCGAAUGGAGCCUUUGUGGAUUCGUGGAGGCUCACCAAAGGAACAUUAGAACUGUGGUCGGAGAUCCAAACAUCACUUCUCAAAAACUUGACCGACUUAUCCAAGGAAAUAGUCAAAUAUCAUGAUGAAUUAGUAAGAUCGAGGAAAAAAUUGAAGGAACAGGAGGUAAUUGAUGCUGUAAAUUUGAUGCAAACUACUACUACAUGUCUCCAAAAGGUCGGUUUGCUUUAAAAAUGAAGUUUGUUGUUUAGGCCAAGGAAACUUAUUCUCAACGUUGUGGAGAAGUUCUCAAUUUGAAAAAUGAAAAUGCGAAUGCGAAAGAUUUGUAUAAAGCGAAGAAUAAACUUUCCAAAGCCUACGAAGAAUACAAGGGCUAUGUGGAGAAGUAUCAAUCAGUGAGAGACAACUUCGAGGAGAAGAUGCUCAGAUCGACCAGAGCUUUCCAAGCAUUUGAUCAAGCCUAUUUGAAUCAAAUCAAAGCAUUUCUGAUAUCUUUUGCAAGGAAUGUGGAUGACGCUCAAAGUGCGAUCGCCCAAGUCACAGUUGAUUACAGACAGUCAAUGGAAAGAGUUGAUAUCGAAAAUAUAAUGCUCAGAUUUGUUGAAGAAAAGGGGACUGGAACUGAGCGACCUCGUAUGUUGCGUAAUAUUGUCGGUAUAUGAUGUGCUGACCAUGCUCAAAAUUAAUUUUUAUCUUUUUAGAAAUGGUGCGUUGGAGUGAUACUGAUGAAUUGCCGGCUGAAAUAGAUCUGGCUUCGAAUCCAGUGGGUUCAGUUUCCGCUCCGUCCUCAUCAAACUCCUCGGCCAUCGUUUCCUCGCCUCCAGAGCAACCAUCUCAGCCUUCAGUGAAUGAUUUACUGUCCUUAAACGCGCCUUGGCCGACUUCCAUUCCGGUAAGAGCAAAGCCCUCAGGGAAUAAGCAUGGGAUUGCAGAAAUCGGACACGGAUUCCGAAAAAGAGGAGGUCCAAAGUGCCGGGGGAGCAUCAUACGUACCGCCUCAGCUCUCAUCAUGGCUGGGGCGUCAGAAGAUCACACAGUGGUAAGCGAUUUAUCAUUAUCCGCGAAGGGCGUCUGAUCAGCGGGAAAAAAACUCGUUUCAGGCGGAAGAAGCACGCGUCGCAGUCAAAUCUUACCACAAUUAAUAGUCAAGAGUCUGUCCAACCAGCCGAAUUCUCGGCCAGUCUGAAUGAUAAAGGUGAGUUGGACGUUUAUUUUAGGAUUUAUAAUAUUUUAUUUAUUAUUGAACAAAAUUUGUUCAGGAUCUUUCUUGAAACGAUACAUAAAAUCCAAGGCCAGUCCAGGCUCUGAUGUCCCACCAACUGACGGAGUCAUGGAAUCAGACAAGAGAUCCGAAAAUGAGGAUGAGAAUGGCGCCACUCCUCCUGUUGAUGCUGAAGGAUACACCAUAAGACCCGAUCGGAACACAGAUGAGGUGCGCAACCAUUGGUCGAGCUGUUCUUCAGAUGAAGAUGAACUCGAAUUCCAAACCUCCAAGAUAAAGGGGCUUCAAAUCAAACCACUUAGUGAAUCCAAGGCUACGAUCAACAGCUCGGUUGACGAGAUUAGAAGUGCCGUAGGGCAUAUUCAUUUGCAACGUUCGUGUACUUUGGAUAAGGUAAAGAUAAGUUUAUUUGGAAUAUAUUUUUGUAUUUAGGAUCCAUGGUGUCCCUCAGGGUCUCAGUCUCCCUUUUCUCAGAGUCUGAACACUACACUUAAACCCAUAAGGACAGCUUUCACAGGCGAUGACCAAAUGAAUCGAAAAUUUUCAGGUAAAAGAAUGCAUAAUUAUCGUAGCUUAUUCUUGCAGAAUUCAAUUUCCCUACUGCCCCAAGCCCUCUUGACUUUUCUCAAUCUACAAUGACUGGGUUUGGAAGCUCGAUAGCAAGGGCCAGGCCAAGAGGAGGCAGUUCCCAGACGGGAUUGGCCCCUUUAAUACCCACUCGGGAUCGCCGUGUAAAUUAAACAUUUAUCUUUUGUUGAUCUUUUUAGGACUCCUUUUUGCCGGAUGAGGGUUUCCCCAUCGGUCAUUCUAUUGGAUCUUUGGGAUCUCUGGCAAAUCUGAGCCAAUGGCCUCCGUCCUCUGAUGUGCCAUCCACCAACUCCAAUUCUCCUCUGUCUUUCUCUGAAUCUCAGAAUACAUUAAGACAGACCAAGAUUCCUAUAGCCAUGGGUAUAAACGAGUUCAUUCAUGCAUGGUUCAAAUCCAAAGAGUAGGCGUUGCAAAGAAUAUGACUUAAGAAUUUGGUAUUUAGUUCUACUGUAAGAGUAUUUGGCACUGUAAUGGUAUCCUUUCCGGGCUCCUUCCUAUCUCAGCUAGAGGAUCCAAAUGACCUUAGAGAGCCUCUAAAGUUCACUCUUCGGAAUGCGAAUCAAAUAAAAUCAGUUCAACCAAACAAGAAGCUCCUUCCCGAGUGUGAUCUGCUUGGAUUACCUCGGGAAGCACUUACUUUUACGGUAAAUAAAGCUGCUAUCUCGUCCUGGGUUCUAGAACAACAAAAGGCGAAACCGAAUUCUUCGUUUUACAAUGUUGAUGUAAGUUUAAAUUCAAGAUGGCAAUCGAAUUUCAGUUGAUUCGAUAUGAACUCGUAAAUGGAUAUGAGGCUCCCUUACUGCUCAAUGCCUAUUGGAAGACCGAGGAAAAGCAGACUGACAUCAGAAUUGAUUAUCGACUAAAUCCGAGUGAGAAAUCUCUUCAGAAUCCCUUGAUUAAUAUCCAGGUGGAUACAAAAAUAACCGGAGAAGUUGAGAGUUUCCAAUCGGACCCUCAAGCGAAGCUGUAAGUUCUAACAAAGGAAUGGUGUGGACUGCAGCUUUCAACGUGAGGCACCAAAUUCUGAAAAGGCAUACAGAAUUUAGUAGGAAUCCACUUUUUUUGGAACGUCGUAAAUUGGGGAAACUAAAAAGUUUCUUUUCUCCUGUGAAGAGGUAAAUGUCGAAAUUAGGAUAAUCGAUGGUGCUGAUUUCAAAAAUAAUAUCCAUUUUUUUUUUGAUUACUGGAAAUCAUUAAAUCGAUAUCUGAAGCACGAUUCAAAAUUUUCAUAAAUUAUGCUAUGCGUAUAGGUCCCGAUGCGUAGAUGUGACUGUCUUGAGACAAUUAUGCGACCGUAAUUGAUAUUUUAGAAAGCGAAAACAUCGAUAACACUGAUAACCCAAACCAAAAAAUUUUUUUUCGCAAUUCUCUAUUUUGUACGCUCUUUCAGAACUCUUAUAUUGAAAGCUCACGGAUAGUUCACACCUUUACUUGUCAGAGGUGUGAUUCUAAUAUAAUUGUAGUAAUGAUGAUGACUUAACAUGGACAUUUACCGAAUUAACGCGACACGGGGACUCUACAGGGUCUCUAAAGGCCAGAUUAAAACUAAAAUCAGGUCCCUCGAUCCCUCAAAACACGCACAUUCAAUUCCAGGUAAGCCAUCUCAGAGAGGCUAUGAUCUUUAGACUUCAAACACAACCGCCUCCAAUGCCCAGGUUAAUCUGGAUAGUGAUGUCGGAUACCAGUUAAGUCUAGUCAGACGAAAAGUUGUGUCCGGGAAGUACUUCUGCGAGCCGGAAGUGAGAUCAUGACAUCCACAGAUUUCUAUCAAAUAUUAUCUAACAUGGAUAUCAUCGAAUAAUGCUCAGCCAGCACCUAUAUGGUUACAUAUGGUGUUAUUAAUUUAUUUGUAAUAAAUUUAACAAAAUUCUACUCGGAAUCUCAUCGUUCUCAAUGUUAAAUAAUCGGUCGUUCAUCUGAAUAUGUUCAAAUUACGAAGUCGUGUGUUAUAUCCGGUACGUGGGACCGUUAACAAAGCGGGCCGAGACGUUAUCCGCCCCUAUUGGUAUGUCUCCCAGUUCGAUAAUCGAGGAAGAAUCGAAAGAGCUGGCCCUCAGGACCUCGAAGCACUCUCAAAAUUUACGAGCAAUGGAUUUGCGACAUCUGAACCUCUGACAGUCGCGCUGGGUAAUAUUUUUGAUUAUAUCUAGUGCUGAUGACAUCACGUUGCAUUACUACAUAGUAUAAAGAGAAAAUGAUUGCAGGCAUUCCAGCGGAUGUUGUCAAUCCAUAUUUCAAAAGCCGAAUCGAGCAAUCCCUGAAAUCUCGCUACUGUCUAAUGGCCUUCUAUCUGGGCAAGUUGGUCGGAGCACUCAUCGCAAGGGAUAUCCAAGUCAAAUAUACAGAUGAGAACAUCAUCAAAAAAGAGAUUAAACCAGAUUAUAAGGACGGUAAAGCAACUAAGCUAAGACUUUUAUUAUUCAGAAAUCGACAGGGUGAUGGAGGAUGGAUGCCCAGACAGACGAUUGGCCAGAAUGAAGGUUCUGAUGGAGAAAUGGGAGAAGAUAAUCCCGAAUCUCAUACCUCCAAGUGUCAAGAAGGUACUAUACAUUGAACAUGGAUGCAUCCUGCCUGAAUACAGAGGGUAAGAUAACAAAAAAAUAUUAAUAACACUUGCAGGGGUUUACUAGGAAAGAUUUUACUCCAGGACAUCCGGAAACUUGCGCAUCAAGACGGAAUCUCUCACUUUAUCACUGUGGUCACUUCUAAAAAUGCCAAUAGACAUUAUAGUCAGGUAAAACAGACAAUUGAGAUAAAACCUUGCAGAUGUGUGAGGUCAAGUUUGUAUUCGAACUGUCUAAAUUCAUUGAUGGAGGAAAGAAAGUUUUCCCAGAAAAAGAAGAAAUGCUUCAUCAAAGCGAGAUGGCAUUCUUGGCCAUGGGAGAGACUGAUGAUCCUAAUUCUACCGAAGUUGAAUAG
Bursaphelenchus xylophilus (pine wood nematode) is the source of this 5046-nucleotide messenger RNA. NCBI's taxonomy places the organism in Eukaryota, Metazoa, Nematoda, Chromadorea, Rhabditida, Aphelenchoididae. The record is from the annotation of a GenBank genome assembly.